Leptomonas pyrrhocoris is the source of this 1784-nucleotide messenger RNA. RefSeq lists its product as hypothetical. The transcript has a single exon. The record is from RefSeq and is a predicted model, not a curated record. Gene Ontology annotation, molecular function: protein binding. NCBI's taxonomy places the organism in Eukaryota, Euglenozoa, Kinetoplastea, Trypanosomatida, Trypanosomatidae. Bases 681 to 1784 code for a protein of 367 amino acids.
GAUCUCGAUUUUUAAAGAAGCAAAAACUCUAUUGCCCCUCAUUUUUUUUCUUUUCUUCCGAACACAAAAAUUUUGGGUAGUUAACUUUUCUGUGCUGCGUUUCGCUGGGAUUUUACUUUUCCUGUUGUGUUUGCCGCGCUUAGCCACGAACCUCUUUCUCCGUCUCUCUCUCUCUCUCUCUCUCUCUGGACUAUACUUCAGAAGUUGGUUUGAUCAUCAUCGGCAUCGCCAUCGUCAUCAUUCACAAAGAAAAAAACGUGCACCGCCACAGAUACACACAUCUACGUCUAAAUAUAUAUACACCUCUUCUUUUGCUUUUUGCUUUGCUGAAGCAGCUUCAGCGUAGUCAAGUAUCUUCACUAUAUUUUUGGCUCCUUUCUUUAUUUUAAGGGGCAGGGGGGGGUAGUGUGUGUGUGCUUCGAUCGUUCGCUGUUCCUCUUUCACUGCCUUCUAUCGUGCAGUUCAAGGUGUUGCUGCUGCUCUUGCUGAUCCUUCCUUUCCUUUUUCCUCCCCCCUUCUCUUCCCCUUUUACCGAUCGGUCAGAGGCAUCAUCGACGUGUCUGGCUCGCAGCUCCAUUCGGUGCUGCCAUCGCCACUCGAGGAAUAUAUUUAUAUAUACUCUUCUUCCGUUUCUAUUUCCACCGCGCAUCUCCAGCACGAUCAUCACCGCCUCUGCAACCAUGUCCCAAACACGCAAGCGCACGGAGUCGCUGUCGAAGAUUUACUCCAAAAAACCGAUUAGCGAGGGUUACAGCUUGUGGGACCGCGAGUACCUGCUGGCCGCCAUGCGCGUCUUCACCUUCAAGGCCGAGGGCGCGCCGCCGUUUGUCCUCGCCGUCUACCUCGACGCCCUCGCGGAAAUCACGCUGCAGAUGCACGACCUCGAAGAUGCCGCGGAGCAGUUCGCCAUCGCCGCCGGUAAGUACCAGCUCAUCGAUCAGAAGGUGCUCGCCGACCUUAUGCGGUUUCGCGUGACAGAGGUGUCCAGCAGUGCGGAGAUCGCGCUGGAGCAGGUGAAGGCCUACCUGGAGGCGCAGGACCCGCAGCGCAACGGUGGUGGCGACGCCGCGAGCGCGCAGACGAAGUCGGCUUUUGCGCGCGUGUACUCGUACCUGGCGGAUUUGCUGUUGCGGUCGGUGGAGGACGACACCUCGACUGGGCCGGGCGCGGCCCCCCGUGCGACCGACGCGCUCGUCCAGGCGCGGGCAGCGGCGGAGCUCGCGGUGCGGCUUGGCUGGGACCGUGAUCACUGCGGUUACGUCGUGCUGGGCGACGUCUACGUGGCCAUCGGCGACUAUGCCAAGGCGAAGGAGGCGUACAGCAAGGCACUCGAGAAGUGCCCGCACUACGCCAAGGCUAUUGAGCGGCAGGUGGGGGUGCUGCAACAGCUCGCCCGGGCCGCCGAGGAGCGCAACGACGAGGCUGGUCACGCCGCCGUGAACGGCGAGCUGCUGCAGCUGCUGAACCGCAGUCUCGAGGUGCACCCGCUGGCGAACACCUUCCGUGAGAAGGCGUUCCUGCUGAGCGAGGUGGAGGGGGACGAGGCCGCCCUCGCCUUCGUGGCGGCGUCGCUGGAGCACCCGCCGCAGGAGGAGAUCGACGUGAUCGGCAGCUCCGCCAAGGAGACGAUGACGACGCUGCUGAAGGCGAAGGCUGCGAUUCUGGCAGACGGCGACCAGCUCGACGCGGCGCUGGAGGCGGCGAACAAGGCGCUCGAGGUGAGCCCAAACGAUGACGAGGCGCAGUCGAUCGUGCGCGACAUCCGGGAGUCCAUGGCGGCGUGA